GGCUGGAAUUUGGAUGAAUAUGAGAUGCACAAAACUAGUUCUUAUAAACGACAAAAAAUCAAACUGUAGCAUUGUAGGGUCAAAAUGGUAAGUUCACAGAAUCCCAUAUCCACGACAUAGAAUCAAUGCUAUAAAUAAGUUGUUAAUACAGCAUGAUAGCACAAUAUAGCAGAGAACCAAACAUUAGGCCAAACAAACGAGUUUGUCUGAGAGGUGAAAAGUGUCCCGUGAUGGAGUUAGGAAUGAGAGAUUUUCUGAACAAGUGCGGUGGCGCCGCCGUGAUAGACGGUGGUUUUGCAACCGAGCUUGAACGCCAUGGAGUAGACCUCAACGAUCCUCUUUGGAGUGCCAAAUGCCUCUUCACUUCUCCUCAUCUCGUUCGAAGGGUUCACCUUGAUUACCUUUACGCAGGAGCAAACAUAAUAUUAACAUCAUCUUAUCAGGCUACAAUUCAAGGUUUUGAAGCUAAAGGGUUCUCCAAGGAAGAAGGUGAAACUCUCCUUAGAAGAAGUGUGGAGCUUGCAAUCGAGGCGCGCAAUAUUUAUAACGAUAGGGUCACGAAGGAUUCGAAUGAUUUCGUCAGAGAUGAAAGAUAUGGAAGAAGCCGUCCGAUUUUAAUUGCUGCUUCGGUUGGAAGCUAUGGCGCCUAUUUGGCCGAUGGCUCGGAAUAUACAGGGGACUAUGGCGAUUCCGUCACUGUGCAGACACUAAAAGAUUUUCACAGGGAAAGGGUAAAGAUUCUUGUUGGAGCAGGUGCUGAUUUAAUUGCUUUUGAAACAAUUCCAAGCAAGCUCGACGCACAGGCUUAUGUCGAACUUUUGGAGGAAGAAGGAAUAGAAACUCCCGCAUGGUUUUCAUUUUCUUGCAAGGAUGAAAAUAAUGUGGCUAGUGGCGAUUCUAUUUUAGACUGUGCUUCGAUUGCUGAUUCGUGUCGACAAGUUGUCGCGGUUGGAGUUAACUGUACUGCUCCUAGAUUUAUUCAUGGCUUGAUUUCUUCUAUCAAAAAGGUAACAAGUAAACCAAUACUUGUGUAUCCCAAUAGUGGAGAGACUUAUAAUCCUGAUACCAAUCAAUGGGUGGAAUCAAGUGUGGAAGCAGAGGACCACUUUGUGCCUUACAUAGGAAAGUGGCGUAAUGCUGGGGCUUCACUUUUUGGUGGCUGCUGCAGAACCAUUCCCAGAACAAUUAGAGGCAUAUCCGAUGCAAUACAUGAAAAACCUCAUGGAAAAUCAAUAUAAGUGUUGAUUGAUUUUGAAGUAUAUGUUUAUGUUAUGUGUGUAAUAAUGGAACAAAAAUUAUCACAAUAAUGUAAAAGGAAAUGGUUAGCUUUA
Messenger RNA from Lathyrus oleraceus (garden pea), 1331 nucleotides. RefSeq names its product homocysteine S-methyltransferase 3. NCBI's taxonomy places the organism in Eukaryota, Viridiplantae, Streptophyta, Magnoliopsida, Fabales, Fabaceae. The coding region runs from base 153 to 1238 and encodes 361 amino acids. Gene Ontology annotation, biological process: S-methylmethionine cycle. The transcript has 7 exons. The record is from RefSeq and is a predicted model, not a curated record. Gene Ontology annotation, molecular function: zinc ion binding; S-adenosylmethionine-homocysteine S-methyltransferase activity.